Molecule: messenger RNA, 1311 nt
Organism: Acytostelium subglobosum LB1
Lineage: Eukaryota; Evosea; Eumycetozoa; Acytosteliales; Acytosteliaceae
Exons: 2
Coding region: 1-1311 (436 amino acids)
Biological process (GO): glycolytic process
Cellular component (GO): phosphopyruvate hydratase complex
Molecular function (GO): phosphopyruvate hydratase activity; magnesium ion binding
Source: RefSeq, a predicted model, not a curated record
AUGGUCAGAACUAUUAAACAAAUCAAGGCAAGAGAGAUCUUGGACAGCCGUGGAAACCCAACUGUUGAGGUAGAUCUGUUCACUGACGAUGGUGCUAUGUUCCGUGCUGCCGUCCCAUCUGGUGCCUCCACCGGUGUCCAUGAGGCCGUCGAGCUUAGAGACGGUGACAAGUCUAGAUACCUUGGAAAGGGUGUCCUCAAGGCCAUCGAGAACAUCAAGACCAUCGAGAAGGCCGUCAUCGGAAUGGAUGUCACCAAGCAGUCAGAGAUUGACAAGGCUAUGAUCACCCUCGAUGGCACCAACAACAAGGGCAAGCUCGGUGCCAACGCCAUCCUGGCCGUCAGUAUGGCCGUGUGCAGAGCCGGUGCCGCCGCCUCGCAACUCCCACUCUACAAGUACAUCGCUCGUCUCGCUGGUCGCUCCGAGACUCAGUUCAUUCUCCCAGUGCCAGCAUUCAAUGUCAUCAACGGAGGUAGCCACGCUGGCAACCGUCUUGCCAUGCAAGAGUUCAUGAUUCUCCCAGUCGGUGCCCCAAGCUUCAAGGAGGCCCUUCGCAUGGGUGCUGAGGUCUACCACAGCCUCAAGGACGUCAUCAAGUCCCGUUAUGGUCAGGAUGCCAUCAAUGUCGGAGAUGAGGGAGGUUUUGCCCCACCCAUCCUCUCCAACAAGGACGGUCUCGAUCUGCUCGUCCAGGCCAUCCAAAAGUCUGGUCACGAGGGCAAGGUUAAGAUCGGUAUGGACUGUGCUGCCUCUGAGUUCUGCACACCAAAGGGAUACGAUCUUGACUUCAAGACCAAGAACAACGACGGCUCCCAGGUCAUCUCUGGUGAGGCUCUUGGUGAUCUCUACAGAUCAUUCGUUGCCCAGUAUCCAGUCAUUUCCAUCGAGGAUCCAUUCGAUCAGGAUGAUUGGGAGUCAUACAGCAAGCUCACAGCUUCAGUCCCAAUCCAAAUUGUUGGUGAUGAUCUGCUGGUCACCAACCCACAGAGAAUCAAGGAGGGUAUCCAGAAGAAGGCAUGCAAUGCCCUCUUGCUCAAGGUUAACCAGAUUGGUUCCGUCACUGAGAGUAUUGAGGCAUGCACCAUGUCACAGAAUGAGAAGUGGGGCGUCAUGGUCAGCCACAGAAGUGGUGAGACCGAGGACACCUUCAUUGCUGACCUCGUUGUCGGUCUGGGAACCGGUCAAAUCAAGACUGGUGCUCCAUGCAGAUCCGAGAGAUUGGCCAAGUACAACCAAUUGUUGAGAAUCGAGGAGGAAGUCGCUGGUCACUCCAAGUUUGCCGGAGAGUCCUUCCGUCACCCAUCCCUCUAA